UGAUCUGAUUGGCCGUUGAUAUGUGGAACACCAUCACAACUUAUUCGUUCAGCGAUUGUUGACAUGGCAUGACCUUCUUCAUUUGAUUCGGUCCAUUAUGUCUAUUGCGUUUGAAGCUUAGGAGUGAAGCCUUUUCAAAGUUAGUGGUUUGUAGGGUGUACAAUCAUGGCAAGACACAGGAACGUAAGAUCUAUGAACUAUGCUGAAGAGUAUGACGGCUAUGAUGAUGUCUACGGGCACUCUGUUGAAGAUGAUUACAGCAUUUCUCCAAGUGAUGCUGCAUAUGUGUUCGACAGAAAUACUAAUAAGGCUCAAAUGUCAGCCUUCCUAGCUGGAGAUGAAGAUAUAGCAGAAGAAGAUGAGGAUGCUGAGGAAGGAGUUGAGUGUGUUAAAAGAAGAGAUUCAGACACAUUAGGUCUACGUAGUCGAAAUUUAAGUGAGCUUGAUGAAGCCAGACUGAGAUCUUGUUUAGAUGAAAUACGUAAUGUGAUAGGAGACUCAAUGUCAGAGGCUACCCUGGCUGAUAUUAUCUUAGCAAACGAUUUCGAUGUUGCCAAGUCACUGGAUGCAUCUCUUUCAAAUGCUGCUGACGACUCCAUCAAGCCACCUCUCAAGAUAAAGAAGCAAGAAACUCUUCUUCCUCAAAGAGAACCAAGGGCUCUUCCAUCAAUAGCAGGAAAAAUUCCUCAAGUAGGUGAAUCGGCCAUUCUUCUCACACCAGCUUUGUCAGACGUGACUGCCUCUCCCACUCUGCCACCUCCCAUAAAAGUUGUGCCACCUGGAGUCAAGACUGUGAAUGUCACCAAGGGAUUCGAAGUUCUUUCUGUGAAGCAAGACCAUGAUUCUGGAGAGGGUUUGCGACCAUCCGUUUCAACACCCGGCACUCAGUCACCUUCCUCGGGACGUGCCACCCCAUCUGGAAGAAACACUCCUAACAUUGGUGAAUCUGGUGAGGGCGAUGGAGCAGUCCGUGAAGCCCGGACCAGGCCUCGAAUUUCAAAACAAGAUAUAAUGGACAAGUAUAAUAGUGAGAGGGGAGCCACCAAGGAGCAGCUCCACAUGGUUGUUAUUGGACACGUUGAUGCUGGUAAGAGCACUCUCAUGGGACGCCUGCUCUUAGAAUUAGGACAAGUCUCAAAGAAGACCAUGCAUAAAUAUGAACAAGAGAGUAAGAAGUUGGGGAAACAAUCGUUUGUCUACGCAUGGAUUUUGGAUGAAACUGGAGAGGAAAGAUCAAGAGGAAUAACAAUGGAUGUUGGGCAGUCAAAGUUUGAAACCAAGUCCAAACAAGUAACAUUAUUGGAUGCUCCUGGCCAUAAAGAUUUCAUACCCAAUAUGAUCACAGGAGCAACUCAAGCUGAUGUUGCCCUUCUUGUUGUUGAUGCUACUAGAGGAGAAUUUGAGACAGGAUUUGAAAGUGGUGGACAAACUCGUGAACAUGCAUUACUUGUCCGAUCUCUUGGUGUGAGUCAACUGGGAGUAGUAGUAAAUAAAUUGGAUACUGUGGGCUGGUCUCAAGAUCGGUUUCAAGAAAUUACUUCAAAGCUAUCUGCUUUUCUUCGGCAAGCAGGCUUUAAGGAAUCUGAUGUGACAUAUGUACCUUGCAGUGGACUCACGGGUGAAAAUAUGGUUGUCAAACCAACUGCUGCUGACCUCACCUCAUGGUAUACAGGACCAUGCCUCAUUGAUGUUAUUGAUGGCUUCAAAACACCUGAAAGGCCUAUCACAAAACCAUUCCGAAUGUCUGUUAAUGACAUUUUCAAGGGCAUGGGAGCUGGAUUUUGUGUAUCAGGCAGGGUGGAAACUGGUAUGGUUCAGCCUGGAGAUAAAGUUCUUGUUUCACCUUUGGGAGAGACCGCUUUUAUUAAAGUCUUGAUGGUCGAUGAUAUGCCCAUCCAGACUGCAUUUGCUGGAGAUUGUGUGAGUGCUACAAUUUCUGGAAUGGAUCAACAAAACAUAUCAGUUGGCAACAUACUGUGUGAACCUCAAAGACCUAUACCUAUCACUUCACGAUUUCAAGCCCGAAUAGUUAUAUUUCAGCUGAGAGUCCCAAUUACUAAAGGUUACGCAGUUGUGUUGCAUCACCAGUCUCUUGUUGAACAAGCAGUCAUAUGUAAGCUUGUUGGCCAACUUCACAAAAGCACUGGAGCCAUCAUUAAACAAAAGCCUCGUUGUUUGAUUGGAAACUCUAUAGCUCUUGUAGAACUUGAAGUAUCUCGUCCUAUUUGUUUGGAAUUGUACAGUGAUAUCAAGGAACUAGGUCGAGUUAUGUUAAGAGUUGGAGGAGUCACUAUUGCAGCUGGCUUAGUUACCAAGGUAUACUAAGAUUGUUGCUUUGUUUUUUUCUUUUUCAAAUCUGUCUCUUUCAAGACUGUGGUUUAAAUAUUGUUGAUGUACAUAUUUCUGUAACUAGUCCCCUUUUUGACUUAGAGUACAUCUGAACAUAAAAUAGUGCUCAAUAUCAACAAUAAAAUUACUGGUAUCUGGGCCAAAUUUUUGUUUACACCAACCGUCCUACUUUUGUUGAAUUAUUGUUGUCUGUCUUUGUUGUUUGCAUAUUCAAUUUGCAUUUAAAAAAUUAAUGGAUCAACUUAUCACAGUUUUUUUGUGAUCUACAUCAGUGUGCUUUGAGUCACAUUUUUUGAAUUUUUAAAUAUGGAGUUGACUUUGUAAGACUAUAUAUCAUAGACUGGUAUGAUAGCAUGUUGUUGUUAACCAUGUUCCAGUGAUUCAAAAAUUAUGAUUGACUGAUUGGCUGUUUGCUACUGUCCUGCCAAGUUUUUCUUGAACCAUGGUAUAUAUCUCUGAAAAAUGUAAUAUGACAUCUCGUUUUCCUUUACUUUUUUUGUAAGUACUUAUUUUCUACCAAGGCCAUGAAACCUUGUGCCUUAUUUGGAUUAAUGUUUAAUUAAAAAAAGGCUUUUAAUCAA
Messenger RNA from Thrips palmi, 2930 nucleotides. It is a transcript of the gene HBS1, whose product is annotated as HBS1-like protein. The transcript has 13 exons. Bases 166 to 2325 code for a protein of 719 amino acids. The record is from RefSeq and is a predicted model, not a curated record. Lineage: Eukaryota; Metazoa; Arthropoda; Insecta; Thysanoptera; Thripidae. Gene Ontology annotation, molecular function: GTP binding; GTPase activity. Gene Ontology annotation, biological process: translation.